This is a messenger RNA of Exophiala aquamarina CBS 119918, 1191 nucleotides long. RefSeq lists its product as uncharacterized. The transcript has 3 exons. Gene Ontology annotation, molecular function: succinate-semialdehyde dehydrogenase (NAD+) activity. The record is from RefSeq and is a predicted model, not a curated record. Lineage: Eukaryota; Fungi; Ascomycota; Eurotiomycetes; Chaetothyriales; Herpotrichiellaceae. The coding region runs from base 1 to 1191 and encodes 396 amino acids.
AUGAAGAUAAAGACGACGUCGAUACUGCCGUUCAAGCUGGUGAACGACCUUUCCCACCACGACUCGUACGUGCAUGGGAAGUGGGUGCAGGCCAGAUCUGGGCGUCUUUUCGCCGUCGUCGACCCAUUUUCCGGCAAGGAACGGGCCUCGUGUCCGGACAACACAGUCAAAGGCGUAGAAGCGGCGGUUGCGUUUAGCUAUAACGCGUUCCAACAGUACUCGACAAGCAUCACCCCGCGAACCCGCGCGCGGCUCCUCAUGAAGUGGUACGACGUCUGCUUGUCCGCGCGCGAGGAUUUGGCGACACUACUCACCUACGAGAUCGGAAAACCUCUAGCCGAAGCAAAAGAGGGGAUUGAUUGUUCCCUUGGCUUUCUCUGGCGGUGUUUCGGCGAGGCUGAGCGCAUCAAAGGUACGCGCGUGGGAGAGAUAGUUGCUAGUCUAUGUGCCCGCAAUCUCAAGAAAUGUACACUCAAAUUGGGAGGGAACUGCCCGUUCAUAAUCUUUGACGAACGCCGACUUGGACCAGGCGAUCGAGCAAUUUAUGGCGCUAAAGUGGAGGCAAGCCGGACAGGCGUGUAUCACCGCGAACCGCCUAUAGGUGCAAGCGGGCGUCCACGAUCGAUUCUUGGCCCUGCUCAAGGAGAAAAAGGCCAAACUGCUCAUCGGCCAUGGCGUGGCCAGGGAAACCACCAUGGGACCUGUGACAAUACCACGAGCCCUGGAAAGAUUGCAAUUACAGAUGGGCGAGGCGCUAUAGCGUGGGCCACGCUGGUACUCGGGACUGGCAAGGCCACCACCGGCCCUGAACUUAAUAAUGGCUAUGUUAUGAGCUCGACCAUCCUCGCUAACAUGAAGGCCGAUAUGGUAAUGGCUCGGGAGGAGGCUUUUGCCCCCGUUUGUGGUUUGUUCAAGUUCGAUAUCGAGGAAGAGGUCGUAGCGCUGGCUAACGACACUAGUAUGGGACUUGUGAGCUACGCCUUCACCAAAAACGCCGAUCGUCUUUGGAGGAUGUUAGAUAGCCUAGACGCAGGAAUGAUAGGCCUGAACACCGAAAACUCCAAUGCGGCAGAGUCGCCCUUUGGCGGCAUCAAAGCGGGUGGUUACUGCAAGGAGAGUGGUACGGACGUCGCUGUCAACGAGUAUCUAAUCUCCAAGACAGGGACCCUGACUCUGUCUGGCCACUACUAA